Protopolystoma xenopodis is the source of this 2984-nucleotide messenger RNA. The record is from the annotation of a GenBank genome assembly. Lineage: Eukaryota; Metazoa; Platyhelminthes; Monogenea; Polystomatidea; Polystomatidae.
AUUUUGAUCAUCUACAAUCCUCCAGUCUCGAUUUGAGUCAUGAUAGCCUUAGUGUUUAUCACAAUCGGAAAAAGCCAGUUGAAGCCGUCUUUAACAAAGAUGAAUCAGUUCAUUCUUCUCCGCGCUUAGCUGGCUCUAAUGUUCCUCAGAGACGUUCCUCUUCGUCAUCCCGACGUAAGCGUUCCCAGCCCCGAAGGCCCCUCAAGUCUGUUUCGCCCCUUGUCGUAGCCUCAGAAUGCUCAAAGCCAACGCAUGCCUUGGUCGAAUCGAGCAAUUUGCUUGCACCGGAAGUUGACGGGUCAGAUUCUUUCUCAGCUGCCUUGAUUACAUCACAAAGCGAUACUGAUUUAAGGCCAUCUUCAGCUCUCCAGCAUUCCAAUUCUGCUUUCGCGUUUGCAGACUCAUUGCAGCAUUCUGGCGAGCUUAAUAAUUUUGCCCCAUCCGAUCCUGUCAUAUCAUCGGGGCCCGAUAACUCACAAUCUAUUACUGGCAGUACUUUGUCAGGUGUCGUAUCUGACGACCAGAAUAAAGUAGAUCAGAUUACGCACAUGCCAAACACGGCUUCAACUAAUAUUGCAGUGCAAUCUUCUAAGGAUGUAAGCUCCUCUUUGAUGGAGGCAAGUGACACCUUCGACUGCACUUAUUCCAAUACUACUAAGGCUCCUACAGUGCAUUUUGAUAAUACCCCGUUGAGUGAAGCUGUAAAAAGACCGAGUGGAUUAGACCUGUCGACAGAUACAAUUGACUUUUCAGCUAAUAGAAGUAUGGCCUACGUUGAGCAUACGUCUGAUAGACUGGAUGCUCCAGAAUUCGAAGCUUGCACUACCGCUAGUGGUGACCACUCUUUGAGCUCUCCGGCCAGCGCAGUGAUGUUCCAGCCCAACCCAAAAGAUGAGAGUACGUCCACUGAAGCUACCACUCAUACUCUUCAUUUUUCCACCGAGGUUCCCAAAACUCCCGAGCCCGAUAGCAUUGAUGCAGUCGACCCCCCAGUUUUAUUGGCAUCAGCCGAAAUCUCUAACUCACGCAUAAACAUGAACAUUGAUUCGGAUGCGAACGCGAGCAUCGAUAUAGAUGUAGACUUGGGUGCCAACUACUUGAUUGGAUGCUCUAAUCGUCAGAUGGAUCAGCCUCUCUUCCACCUGGCCAAGGUACUUAACCUAGAGACGGCUGCCUCUGCAGGAGACUUAAUUCGGAAAUAUCGCGGUUGGGAAUGCGUCGAGCUAGCUUGUUGGAGAAACCACCUUGCCUCAGCAAAGGAUAUUGAGACGCCUCUCCAAGCUGGGCUCGAUCUCAACACUAAAAAUGAACAUAUUUCCAUGUCCCCCGAGGUCCCUCUGGCCCAAGUGGCUGAGGGCAUCUUUCUAUUCGACCGAGUCAUCCAUUUGACGGUUUGCAGGCACCUGCGCGGUGAUGACCCAGAGCCGACCUAUGAACUGGCUGUCGGAUCUGAGUCAUUACCUUUGUUAAACUGCGAGAGCGCUGAAUUAUUGCAAGCCAAUGAGCAUACGGAUCUAAAAGAGGCGGGGAAGUGUCUGAAGGCUGAGAAGAUGUUAGGAGACCAAGAAACUAUUAAGGAAGAGGAGCAAGAAACAAAGGAAGAGAUUGAGAUGAAAGAGAUGAAACCAGAAUUAGAGGACGAAACUAUAAUGAAGGAGUUGGAAAUCGGAGAGGGGAAAGAUAUACAGGAGGAAAGCAAAGAAGAGUCAAAAAUUAAUUGCGGAAAGGAGGAAAAAGAAAACUUAGAGAUAGAGGCUGAUGAAACUAGUUUGGUGGACAAAGGAAAUAACUGCCCCCUGAAAAUAGAUGAAUUCUCAGAGUGCAAAUCUUCCCUUAACUUACUUUUAUCUACUCAUUCUUCCUCUCAAGCUGCAUGUAUGUCUGAUCAUCUAUCACUAUCAUCACCAGAUAGGGCAAAUACCUUGGAAAUGUCGGAAAAUGUUGUCUCGACUGUCGAAAAAGUAUUUGAAAAUAUACCGGCUACCAGCGAAGAGCCAUUUUCCCAAAAAGCCGUUGCAAAUACUGGACGCAUCCUAGAGGAGUGUAAGCUAGAAAAUGUUACUGAGGUUGAAAAUGCUUUUCCCGAUGCCUGCAUCCAUGUUAAUCCAGACCUCUUGGCCAUUAGGAAGGAAAUUGCAAACUCCGAUCCUGUUGAUAAUAGUUGCAUUCUUGAUUGCUCGAGUAAUCCAGAUAAUCAUGUCGGCAUCAGUGAUGUACUACGUAUUGAUAAGGAUGCUACCUCUGGCUGUGAUUUUCCCACUGGCGCUGUUCAAACACUGGCCGAAACGACUGAUCUUCCUUGUGUUUCUACCUGUAGCCUAGUAGUAAAUGGCAACGUCGAGCUGCCAGAACAUUGUGAUGAGCCUGAUGAUGGUGAUAGUCAUACAGUCACUCAUGAAUUUAAGGCUGCUUCCUCUUCUGUAAUUGGUACGCCUUCUAUUGAAGAAAUAAGUACAGAUGUAUCUUUUCCCUCUCGAGCAGUCACGGUCGCCGACAACCAACCAGGAAUCUCUAACACCGAAUCUGAUAGAUGUCUUAUUUCGCAAUUUAUAUAUAUCAAGGCGAAGGAGACCGAAACAGACGGCACGAAUGACACUAAACUUAUGGAGGCGAGGACUGAGCAGCUGGCUCACAAUGAAGCCACGUCCCCAUCCUCAGAAUUUAAAUCGACAUCGAGUAAGCAAUCGUUUGAGAAGCCUGUUGUUUUUGAUGAGUUAAAACCAGGAAAGCGCAGGAAAAGAAUUUUUAACGAGGAUCGUGGUGUGACGUCAAAAGUGGCUGUGGCUAUCAAACGGAGCCAUAAUGAACGCCGAUUGAUGAAAAUGGAAUCUGCUACUGGGUCGGACGACUCAAACAUGCCUUCUUUCAAAGAUCUAUUUGAUCAGGCCCUUAACGACAUUCUUCUCGCUGAAGCCGCCUGUGGGAAGCGGCCACAUGCUGAGCUGUCUCCUCUCGAAGCUGGCAUCUUCGCUUCGAUUGUUUCA